Molecule: messenger RNA, 715 nt
Organism: Asparagus officinalis (garden asparagus)
Lineage: Eukaryota; Viridiplantae; Streptophyta; Magnoliopsida; Asparagales; Asparagaceae
Product: endoglucanase 12-like
Exons: 2
Coding region: 122-715 (197 amino acids)
Biological process (GO): carbohydrate metabolic process
Molecular function (GO): hydrolase activity, hydrolyzing O-glycosyl compounds
Source: RefSeq, a predicted model, not a curated record
UCAACAACGCGAGGAAAUGACCCAACAACAUCCCAUCUCAAAAAACACCUACAAUAAAAACACAGCCUAAGUUUUGUUUCUUCCAAAAACAAAACCAAACGCAGUGAGACACAUUGCAAACAUGCACUCUGCAAACCACUGGGGUGGAUCCUUCGAAAUCCACGCCGACGCCACCACCGACGAUGAGCACAGCCACAAUCUCGACGUCGACAGAGCAGCGCUCUCCCGCCAGCACACGCUCGAUGAGACACAGCAGAGCUGGCUGCUGGGGCCUCAGGACACAGGCAAGAAGGACAAGUAUGUUGAUCUUGGAUGCAUCAUUGUGAAGAGGAAAGUUCUGUGGUGGGCAUUUUGGACUGCGUUGGUUGCUUUCAUUGUUAUCGGGAUCCCUGUGAUUGUUGUUAAGACUUUGCCGAAGCAUAAGGAGAAGCCGCCGCCACCUGACGAGUACUCGAAAGCUCUGCAUAAGGCUUUGAUGUUCUUCAAUGCUCAGAGAUCUGGUCGCUUACCAAAAAACAAUGGAGUUCGAUGGCGAGGAAAUUCUGCGCUUAAUGAUGGCUCAGAUCUACCAGAUGUCAAAGGUGGUUUAGUUGGAGGAUACUCAGUUGGUGUUGUUAGUCGCUGCUUGGCUAAUCUGGGGAAGGAACACUGGGCUGCAGUUAAAUGGAUCCUCCGGUAUCUACGCGGUACUUCCAAGAAGUGUUUAUGCUUUUGA